CGUGCUGCUCCUAGCGUCGGCACCUUGCAAGCACAGCAGUCACCUUCCAACCUCUGCGACUCUCCUCCGCUCUUUCUCGCUCAGUCGCAGUUAUUUCGCAGGACGGAGGGGACUGUUCGCCUACUGUCCGCUUCGCCCGAUUACACCAUCUGGGGGGAGUUUUCCAACGCUGGGGGAUUGAGAGGUGUUGCUUUUUUACCCUACCCGCAAAAAAAAGAGUCUAUGCUCCACGGAAGACACGCGGCUGGUCGCUUUACCGAGCCAGAGAGGGCUGCCAUGCGUGCGUCCUGGUGAUGAGGUUGGUGGCGCACAGCCGACACAGCAUUAAAGGAAUCCCUCUGUGUCUGAAGAAACCGCCCCAGUAAAGGGACAAGAACGGGGGGAGAGCUGCGGGAACUGGUGUCGGCUGGGACGCUAUCAUUCCGACUAGGAUGCAUCUCUUCAGUGCCAUGUUCCUGCUUGUGAUGUUAGCUGUCAUGCCCUGUGAGGCUCUGUACCCAAGCCCAGAGGAGGGCUGGCAGAUCUACAGCUCGGCACAGGACGCAGAUGGGAAGUGUAUCUGUACUGUGGUCGCACCAGCCCAGAACAUGUGUAACCGCGACCCACGCAGCAGGCAACUUCGCCAGCUCAUGGAGAAGGUUCAGAACAUUAGCCAGUCAAUGGAGGUGCUGGACCUGCGAACAUACAGAGAUCUACAGUAUGUAAGGAACACCGAGAGCCUAAUGAAAGUGGUGGAUGGAAAGCUGAAGGUGGCCUCUGAAAAUCCCCGCAGUCUCAAUCCAAAGGGCUUUCAGGACUUGAAAGACAAGGUGACCCAGCUGCUCCCCCUGCUGCCAGUGCUAGAACAGUACAAGACGGAUGCCAAGAUGAUCCUGCGACUUCGGGAGGAGGUGAGGAAUCUGUCCUUGGUGCUGAUGGCCAUCCAAGAAGAGAUGGGUGCCUAUGAUUAUGAGGAGCUUCGCCAGAGAGUCCUGCUGCUGGAGACCAGGCUCCACUCCUGCAUGCAGAAAUUAGGCUGUGGAAAGCUGACGGGCGUCAGUAAUCCCAUCACGGUACGCGCAUCGGGGUCAAGGUUCGGCUCCUGGAUGACAGACACCAUGAUCCCCAGCUCAGACAACAGAGUGUGGUCCAUGGAUGGUUACUUCAAGGGACGUCGUGUCCUGGAAUACCGCACAAUGAAUGAUUUCAUGAAGGGCCAGAACUUUGUGCAACACUUGCUGCCUCACCCCUGGGCAGGCACUGGUCAUGUGGUCUACAAUGGCUCGCUGUACUACAACAAGUACCAGAGCAACAUCAUCAUCAAGUACCACUUCCGUUCACGGAGUGUGCUGGUGCAGCGCAGCCUGAGUGGGGCCGGCUAUAACAACACCUUUCCCUAUUCCUGGGGUGGCUCCUCUGACAUCGACCUGAUGGCGGAUGAGAAUGGCCUGUGGGCAGUAUACACGACCAUCCCUAAUGCUGGGAACAUUGUCAUCAGCCGCCUGGAGCCCCAGAGUCUGGAAGUGCUGCAGACUUGGGACACAGGCUUCCCCAAGCGCAGUGCAGGAGAGUCUUUCAUGAUCUGCGGUACACUUUAUGUCACCAACUCCCACCUGGCUGGUGCCAAGAUCUACUUUGCCUACUACACCAACACAUCGAGCUAUGAGUACACAGACAUCCCCUUCCACAAUCAAUACUCCCACAUCUCCAUGAUGGACUACAAUCCCAGGGAGAGGGUCCUGUACACCUGGAACAACGGACACCAGGUGCUCUACAAUGUCACACUGUUCCAGGUUAUUAAGACUUCUGGGGACUGAGAGCCCUCAGACUGACCCACUCAAAUUAUGCUGUGAUCAUUGUUCGGGGAGGGGCAAAUGAGCUGG
Molecule: messenger RNA, 1862 nt
Organism: Epinephelus lanceolatus (giant grouper)
Lineage: Eukaryota; Metazoa; Chordata; Actinopteri; Perciformes; Serranidae
Gene: olfm2a
Product: olfactomedin 2a
Biological process (GO): signal transduction
Source: RefSeq, a predicted model, not a curated record